Molecule: messenger RNA, 4059 nt
Organism: Lates calcarifer (barramundi perch)
Lineage: Eukaryota; Metazoa; Chordata; Actinopteri; Centropomidae
Gene: cavin2a
Product: caveolae associated protein 2a
Exons: 2
Coding region: 160-1590 (476 amino acids)
Cellular component (GO): caveola; cytoplasm
Molecular function (GO): protein kinase C binding
Source: RefSeq, a predicted model, not a curated record
AGAGAGAGAGAGAGAGGCGUGGAUGUCGAAUCAACUCCAAGAAGUAAAAACACCCAAAACUUUAUUCCUCCGCCGGAGCGAGUGUCAGCUGCACACCUGCGUCAGUCCCACUGCCACUCCGCUGUUCAGGUGAUUACUCCCAUCGACCACCUGUGAGCCAUGGAAGAUGACGGGUCCCACGCCGAGCCCGGCAGCGUGUCGGGCAGCACCCACACCAUCCCGCAGCAGCAGCAGCCGCAGCCGGAGAACGCGGAGAUCCUGAUCCCGAGCUUCAGCCCGUCCUCCGCCCCGUCCUCCCCGACCCCGACGGGCACCCUCUCCCGGCUCGGCUUCAAGAGUCCCACCAGCCCGUCCGCGGUCGCGCCGGGCAGCCCCGUCGACCGCGGCCAGGUGAGCGCCAUCACGGUGGUGGCGCUGCUGGACAAGCUGGUGAACAUGCUGGAGGCGGUGCAGGACAACCAGCAGCGGAUGGAGCAGCGGCAGGCCGACCUGGAGGGCGCCGUCCGGGUCGUGCAGGGGGACGUGACCCGCCUGUCCAAGACCCACAUCAGCACCUCCAACAGCGUCAGCAAGCUGCUCGAGCGCUCCCGCAAAGUCAGCGGCCACCUGAAGGACGUGAAGGAGCGCCUGGACAAACAGGGGGUCCAGGUGAAGAAGCUGGAGGCGAACCACAACCACCUGCUGAAGAGGAACCACUUCAAAGUGCUCAUCUUCCAGGAAGACAAUGAGAUCCCCUCCAGCGUUUUAGUCAAGGACUCCCUCAAGACCCCACAACCAAGCCAGUAUGAUGCAGAAUCCACCCAGCCUACUCCAUCUAUUGCAGGCUCCGUUGAUGGCCGUGGCCAAGAUGAAGGUCUUCAGACCAUUAGCCUGUCCUCAGAUGACGAUGAUGACCUUGGAGCACCCCGGGAGGAAGACGAGAUGCUGGAGGGUGAGGCUGGAAUUGGCACAACCCGCACAUUUGAGAGGAGGGCCGACAGAUUCAAACGCUCAAGCCUGAAGAAGGUCGAUAGUCUCAAGAAGGCCUUCUCGCGCCAGAGCAUUGAGAAGAAGAUGACCCAGAUCACCACCAAGAUUGUGCCGCCAGAGAAGCGUGAGAAACUUAAGAAGAGCCUCACCCCUAACCACCCCAAGAGCCCAACGGCCAAGUCCUCCUCGUUCAAGGUAUCUCCCAUGACCUUCAACGUAAAGAAGGUCAGAGAUGGGGAGGGUUCCACACACGACAUGACCUCGCCUGGGGCAGAAGCUCAUGUGGAGAUUCCUCCUCUGGGAAGCUUGGAUGGUGAGAUUCCCUUGGCAGAGGUGCAUACCCACGAAGGUGUUGUGGAGGAGAUUCAAGAGAUGCUGAGUCCCUCCACCCCAGACAGCAUUAAGGCAGAGCUAGCAAUCAAUGGAGAGGCACCAAGCAUUGAGUGUGAGAUCAAUGGUGAUCGUUCUGCUGGCCUGGCAGUGCCAGAGCAUGUUGAAGAUGUUGGUGAGGAAGAAGACGAUGACGAAGAAGAAGAAGAAGAGAAACACAUGAGCCCUGUUGAGACAGCAGCAGAUGCCCAGAUCCCCACGGCAACAGCUGCUGUGGAGCAAGUGUCUUAAUAUGAUUUGAUGUUGUUGAGCUUCAGCUCUAAUUUCGUUCUUUUUCUUCCUCAUGUUUCUACAUUAACAUCCAGCAGGCACAAAUUAUCCCUCCAUUGUAAACAAACUUUCUUGUAACACUAACUUUGAUAAUCACCAGCCAAAAACCUUGACACCAUCUGCAUAAGCAUCUCUUUGAACAGCUACACCCCACAGUGCACCUCACUAAGAGUGCUUCCUAAACUCUCCAGUUGGGUCGUCCAAAGAAAACAACAUUGCAUCAGUGCACCAUAACUCACCCCCAUCAACUGGUGCCCACCACUUCAACAGCAGCACAUCUCCAGGGCAGUGGGCCAGCUAUCUCCCUCCUGCUGUGUUUGUCUGCCUCUGGACCUCCCUUCCUCACUGACAAAUAGUCUCUUUGUUCUUUGCAGGUUUUGUGAAAAAUUGUAAAUCUUUGGCAACAGCGGUUCUGCCCACAGCCUAUUGAGGCGGUGUGUUGCCAGGUUGUGCAAGAGAUGGAAUGGGCAGUUUCUGGGUUUUGGGUGAAAAUGUCCUGGGGUGUUUUGUAGUGAACUAGAGGUUGUUUACAGAAUUCUUUGGACCUUUCCUGAUCUUUAACAAAUGACUAUACUUCAUUAGUCUGAAUGGCUAUGUCUUGUCUCUUGUCCUUCACCUGCAGUUGUCAAAUUGUAUGUUUCUUCCCCAGUGAGAUCCAGUUCAUAAUUUCCGAACCUUUGUCACUGAUGAACGACCUAGAGCGCCCUGUGAGUUGUGUAAUUCCUGAUUUCCAGUUUACCACCAACAACCAACAAUUAACCUUUGAAUUCCUGAAAAAUAGAAUAGCAUAGUCAAAAUGUUCUUGUAAAUGACAUUUAUUUGAAAUACCUAUAAAGAUAAAAGAAAAAGGUUUGAGUCUAGUCACACUGAUGCAAAUGAAGGACAUCACUGCAUCUGAGAAGCUACUCUAGAUCGAGAGAAACAUGUAUUAUUGACACAAAUAAUGUUUUAAUACUGACAUGCUAAAUGUCCAUUUUACAGCCCUUUGUCUUUUCUGCAGGGCAACUUUGUAUGUUAAUGUACAGGAAUUAUUUUGUCAUUUUAAUUUGAGGCACACUGUUCUCUUGGUAUUUACAUCUUAUACAAGAUUAACUUAAUGAUAACUGCCUUGAGUGUGUGUAUUUAAACAGGGAAUGUUUUAUCUGUAAAAAAUGUUUUGAGUUACUACAUAUACUAGGGUGUUUAUAAGUCAUCUUUUACUCUUAGGCAUCCAUAACUUGCAUGGGGAGAUGUUUACUCAGUUUCAUAUGUUUAAGAUAAACACCAUCACUAAAACCCCUCCACCUAGAUACAUGCAGACACAUACUCCUACAGUGCCUCUACCUUGCACAGGCUAGUAUGAGUAAUUGUACUCCUUAUGGCAUGGAUUCCUUACAUUUUUGUAGAUAAGAGCGAUAGUAAAGCAUCCCUGAAGUUUUUUUCUCUACUGAGAAAUUCCUUGAAGCUAUCACCUUAUGGAGCGUACUCAAGGUUUGAUACUAACUAUAAAAAGACUGAGAACGUUUAAGUUUAAAGGAGGUGCAAAUACAUCUGUCACAGUCAACUUCAUGUUUGAAAGUCAUACCCAAAAAGUUUCUAUAAAGUGACCUUCCUCUCGUUGCACACCGUUAGUGCUUUACCAACCUUCGCUACAGAUGUCUGAUGCCAUGACUCCCUAAAAAUAAUUUAGCAAGUGAUACCAGGUGCCAAGGAUCCAGAUACUAGAGAGGUCACAGAAGUGGAUAAAGGCAGAGGACAGCAUUCCUAGGUUUGACGGAUGACUACUGCUCAGCCCAUUUUUCAUGCUCUUGGCCUCCUUGUUGAGGCAGCGCAAAGAGAGGAAGAUGCUCUCUGGAGCCACAGGUGUUCUGCCCCCGUAGAGACUCCCGGGCAUGAACUUGUAGUGGAGGGUGUGGGUGUUGGGGAGUUUGAGUUGUUGGAAAGGAUGAUAAAGUUGUGUUUGCGUUAUGCAUAUAUGCAGCUUGGUAGACCUUGAGUUGAGAUAGAGCAAUAGAUUCUUGGCUUCUUUAAGUCAAACUGCCCAAAAUAUUUUACUAUAUCUAAAUUAUGCAAGAAAAUCACUUUAUAUCACAAAUAUUUUCCACAGUACUUUGCAAAACAAUGGACUCAAAGCCUUUCAAGUGCCUCGUGUUAUAAAAAUAACGUGCCAGUUUGCUCAAUUGGAGCUGUAAGGAGAAAAUGAAUAUACGUAUAUCAUUUAAACAACUUCUUAACCAUUUAUAUUAAGUGUUCUUAAUCUUAGUUUUCUUUUUAAUUCUGCUUUGUAUAAAUCACAUUACUGAGAAAGGAUCAAACACUAGGCUUAUGUGUCUUUACAAUGUAGAGGUUAAAUAUGAGUGGCUUUCAUGUAUUUCUGCUUAUUCAUGCAAAUGUGUUACUUUGGUGAUAUCUCUGUCUGUUAAUUUUAAAAAAUAAAUAUCUAGACAUGUG